Messenger RNA from Plasmodium cynomolgi strain B, 6246 nucleotides. RefSeq lists its product as hypothetical. NCBI's taxonomy places the organism in Eukaryota, Apicomplexa, Aconoidasida, Haemosporida, Plasmodiidae. The coding region runs from base 1 to 5697 and encodes 1898 amino acids. Gene Ontology annotation, molecular function: tRNA binding; ribosomal large subunit binding. Gene Ontology annotation, biological process: rescue of stalled cytosolic ribosome; ribosome-associated ubiquitin-dependent protein catabolic process. The record is from RefSeq and is a predicted model, not a curated record. Gene Ontology annotation, cellular component: RQC complex. The transcript has 7 exons.
AUGGCGAAACAAAGGUUGACGGCCUUGGAUAUACGUGCGAUAAUCACCCUGUGCAAAAACAUCCUUGUCGGAUGUGUAGUAACGAACAUUUAUAACAUCUCCAACAAAAUUUACGUUUUAAAAUGCUCGAAAAAGGAGCAGAAGUAUUUUUUCCUAGUGGAAGCUGAAAAGAGAAUCCAUAUAACAGAAUGGAAAAGGGAAAAAGAUGUGAUGCCAUCGGCAUUUACUAUGAAGUUAAGGAAGCAUUUGAGGUCUAGAAAAAUUACCAACAUAAGCCAACUGGGAGGAGACAGAGUCGUUGAUAUUCAAUUUGGCUUCGACGAUAAAGCAUGCCAUCUUAUUGUGGAGUUAUACAUUGCUGGAAAUAUUAUCCUCACAGACAAUAACCAUAAAAUACUGUCCAUUUUGAAGAGCAAUGAUGCUAUCGGAAAGAAAUAUAAAAUAAAUGAUGUGUACAAUGUAGAAGAACACACAUCCAUCUUGCUGCACAAAAAUUUGGAGAUAAUCGACAUAGAAAAUGUAAAGAAGAGUAUCAACGAAAUGAUGCUUCUUUAUAACGAAGUCACCCUUGAGGAUGUUUCUUCCAUAUCGAAGGAUGUAGUAGUUGAUGAGGGGCGUACUGGCGCCAUGUCGCAUGAGUUUCAAAAUGGCCAAGUGGAAGAUACGAAUGUGGGGUUGGCACAAAAUAAAGCAAUUUUUGGUGAACGCGCCAAGGGUGUGGACGAAAAGGACACAGUCAGCAAAAAGGACACAGUGAGCAAAAAGGCCACGGUCAGCAAACAGAGGAGUGACAAUAAUAAUGGUGUUAGGACACAAAAGGGAACUGUAAAGAAUGGCGGUGAGGAAGAAGCACACCGAGGCAGUGAGGGUAAAGCAAAAAAUAAGGGGAACAGCAACGCCAAAUUGAAAAGCGCCAAACAUGUGGAGGAUAAAACAUCGGCAAGUUUGAACAACAGCUCGAAUAAAAAAAUCAGUACCCCCAUUGGUAGCGAUAAUGAGAAAAGUAAAAAGAUGAAGAAGCUUAAAACGUUGACUGAUUUAGCCAGCAAGCUUAUUGUGUUUGCUCAUAGCGAUUUAAUUAUCCAUUCGUUAAUCGCAUGUGAUGUGAACCCCUCCGAUUCGUUGGAGAAAUACAGCUUGAGUGACUUGGGCCAGAUUUUGUUCAAAGCGAUAAAUGAGGCGCUAUGUGUGCUGAACAGUUUUAGCAUCGAGGGGAGUUGCGUGAAGGGGUACGGCUUUGUCCCGAGGGGUAGUGCAAAAUGCGAAAAGGGAACAAAAGCGGAAAAGAAUAAAACCGACGGUGGGGGUGGUGAAGGGAAAAUUGAAGCCAAGACGAAUGAUGACAAAGGAGCAGUCAAGGAGGAAGACAAAAAUGGGGAAGUGAUCGCAUUUACAGAGUUUUCCCCAAUCAUUUUGAACAAUCAUAAAAAUAAAGUGGAGGAAAAUAAAUUGGAGGUCAUUAAUUUUGAUGACUUUAACAAAUGCGUAGAUACCUAUUUCAGUAGAAUGGAAUUGUCCAAGUACGACAAACAGCAGGAAGUGAUUAAGAUUAAAAAAUCUCUUACUAAAAUGGAUAAAAUUAAGUUAGACCAUGAAAGGAGAAUUGAACAGUUAGAGAAGGAAGUUAGUUCGUUGAAGAAAAAAAUUUCCCUAAUUCAAAUGAACGACGAAUUGGUUGAGCAAGCCAUACAGUUAAUGCGUGCCGCGGUGGCGACGAAUGCCAAUUGGGAAAAAAUCUGGGAGCAUAUUAAGCUUUUUAAGAAGCAGAAUCAUCCCAUAGCAUUGCGGAUUAGCUCCGUGAAUUUUAACAACUGCGAAAUGGAGUUGCUGUUAGAUGAUGAAGAGGCAACCGAACAGGGAAGCGAUGACCUCUCUAGUGAAGCAAACGAACAGGGAAGCGACGAUCCAUCCAGUGAGGCAAACGAACAACAGUCAAAAGGGAAAGCAUCCAACAGGGAGGUUGCAACAAGAAGCAGGUUUGCAGUUACCAUAAAUUUAAACAACUCUGUGUAUGGAAAUGUAGAAGAUUAUCAGAAGCUGAGAAAGAAGGCAGAAGAAAAAAUCAGGAAAACAAAAAUAUCCACCAACUUUGCUGUAAAAAAAGUGGAAAAAAAAAAGAAAAAGAAAAUAAACAGAAGGGAAAACAUAACAAGACAAAGAGUCUACUGGUUUGAGAAGUUCCACUGGUUUAUCUCGUCGGAAAAUUAUUUAGUCAUUGCUGGGAGGGACGCUCUGCAAAAUGAAAUUUUGUUUAGGAGGUAUUUCCAAAAGAAUGAUAUUUAUGUGCAUGCAGAUAUUCAUGGUGCUUCGACAUGUAUUAUCAAAAAUCCGCAUAAGGACAUCCCCAUUCCGGAGAAAACCCUGUCCGAGGCUGGCCAGCUAGCCAUUUGUAGAAGUUCUGCAUGGAAUAAUAAAAUUAUUACUUCGGCUUGGUGGGUGCAUUACCAUCAAGUUAGCAAAUCAGCCCCAGCAGGGGAAUACUUAAAAACGGGGUCCUUUGUAAUCAGGGGGAAGAAGAAUUAUUUGCCGCACGUCAAGCUGGAAAUGGGAUUGUGUAUAAUUUUUCAGGUGGACAAUGCUGCGCUGGACAAUAACGAGGAAAACAAUUUGGACGACACGCAGAGGAGCUUCGAAAAUGAUGGUGAGAAGAGGAGCAGCGACGGAGAUCACGCAGUUGUGGGGGAUGCCGUUGUGGGGGAUGCCGUUGUGGGGGGUGCCCCUAUGGAUACCUGCACCGGAGAGGGUUGCACCGGAGGGGGUUGCAUCCAAGCUGGUAAUCCUUACACUGGUCCAACGGAAGGAAGUUUCAUCCCUGCGACAGUUCUUACGAAGGGUAGACCCCCACACAACAGUGGUAGUAUAUCCGCCGAAUGUACCUCCCCUUCGGCAUCGAACAUGUGCUUCGAAUUGCAGGAUGCCCCAGAAGGUAUAAAGAAUGCGAAUUGUGUGAACAGGUGCGUUGCGUCAAUUGUGCCAUGUAGGGGGUAUUUAAAAAGGUGUGAAAGGAAGAAGAGACAUUUAUACAACCAUUUUGUUGGCUUCUUCCUUCCAGACAGAAAUAGAACAAAUCUGUUGAAUCAGAAUUUUGAGAAAAAGUUCGACCAGGUCUUUCCCAUUUUGGAAAAAUUAGGAAUCGUGUACAGUUACGAUUAUGCUAUUGUGAAAGGGUUGUUAAGAUGGGUAGCAUCCAAUUUGUGCUCCGAUGAACAUAAUUACAGAGCAGUAUUUAAGUCCCUCAUACGUAGCAGAAAUGGGCAUUUAUCAAAAUGCGGUAUGUGCACCGCUGGGAAGAGGGCUUACAAAAGGUUGCUAUUCAUAAUUUACAAAAUCUGCAUGUAUUUCUUUCUAGAUACUUAUUACCCCUUUUUGAAAGAGUACACGUCGUUGGGGGAUUCCACUUUGGAAGAAGCUUUCCCCAUUUUGAACCCAUUUUUUAGAAGGUUAAAAAAUGCUAUAACUUUUUUUGUUUCGCAUAAAGGGUUUGCACAGAAGGGCAGUUACACAUGUCUCAAUUUAUAUUUAGAAGGAAUCCCAAGUAUGGCGUGCACUGGUAGGCAUGAUGGCUCGUUUGACGGAUUGGGAGGUUGUACGAGGAUGGUUAGUAAUGGGAUGGAAUUGAAGAAGUUUUUUUCUCCUAGCUUUAGGAAUGGAGGGUCACCCGAAUGGCUUGAGAAUAACUGUGUAAAGGAUUAUUUAUGCGAAAGGGGAAAAAAACGGAUCCCAUUUAUUUUUGUCGAGUGCAUGGUGUACGGGGCGCCCCCCCCAGUGGCCUUCAAAGAUGAGGACCCAAAUGAUUCAGAGUCGGAUAAGAAAGUAAAGGAGGAACUGGUCGACCACCCAUCGGUAAGUAGCCAUGAUGAGAAGAGAGAGUAUAACGAAGGGGAGGAGAAGACAAAAAAAGUUUCCUUUGUAAGGGAUGAUGGUGAAGAAGGUCCCAAAUUGGUAAGACCCGCGAGGUCGCGCAAGGCUACAGGGUUUGUAAAAAUGGACAUGAGUAAGCUGCUCCAGGAGAUAGAGGAGGAAGAGCAGCAGGAAGGAGAAGAAGUAGGAGGAGGGGUAGAGGCAACCAAGGAGACAGGCACCUCCACCAAAGUUACGCUUUGCGAAGCGGGGGAGAGAAGGGGUGAGAAAAAAAGCGUCACAUUUACGUCAGAGGAUGAGUCGGCUGGUGAUGCAAAACAACCCUCGUUGAAUGUGCCUAGGCCAGUAAGGUCACGCAAACCCACGGGCUUCGUCAAAAUGGAUGUAAGCAAGUUGUUGGAGCAGAUAGGGAAUGAACACAGUUUUGAGGAUGCGGGAGAGGCGAGUGAAGCGAGCGCGGUGAGCCAGGUGACCCUUGUGAGUAAUUCAAAUAUCGAGAUUAAGGAGGACGGAGCCAAGCAAGAACGGACAAAUGUGACGUUCAGCGAGAAUUCGCGUAGACCCAGUAUAAGAAAAAAAAGCGUGUCUUUCAGUUCUGAGGAUGAACAUAUCUACGUCGAAAGGCAAGAGUCGCUCACCAUGCCGAGGCCGGUUAGGUCGCGAAAGCCCACAGGUUAUGUCAAGAUGGAUGUUAGCAAGUUGCUGGAGGAGAUAGAGAAUGAAGAGAAGUCCGACGGGGCGGGUACAGAUGGUGCAUCUGGUGCAGCUGAUGAAGCGGGUGUUUCUGGCGAUACGGACGAAACGAGCCUUGCGAACCAUGUGAAUGGUCUCCAUGCAGAGGACGAACAUAAGGAGGAGACACCAAAAGUGACGUUCGCCGAGGGUGCACUUAGUACCGAUUUGAAGAAAAAAAGCGUGUCCUUCAGUUACGAAGAUGUUUAUAUGCAAGGCGAGAAAAAUGAAUCGAUGAAUGCGCCCAGGCCAGUGAGGUCGCGCAAACCCACAGGCUUCGUCAAAAUGGAUGUUAGCAAGUUGCUGGAGGAGAUAGAUCUUGAAGAGAAGUAUGACGAAGGGCAGGAAGACACAGAAAAAAUGGAACCACAAGGGGUGAAAGGCACUGACAUGACUCCAAGUGAUGAUCAAAAGGAAAAAAAAGUUACCUUUACUCCGCAGGGUGGAAAAUCUGUUUCUGUGAAGGAACCAAUGUCACCGAGCUUUUCCAGACCGGCCAGACCUCGCAAAGCAACUGGUUUUGUCAAAAUGGAUUUGAGCAAGCUGCUGGAGGAUGUGGAAGGGGGAGAGGAGCACGGAGGGGAGAAUGGCGGAGACAGAAGUAGUGACGCAGGGGCGGCACCACAAGGGAAGAAAGAUUUCGAUGGUGACAACGAUGAUGACGACGACAAUGACGACGACGAUGAUGAUGGAGGUGGAGAAGAAGGAAGCUGUCAGGAAAGCGAGGAAUCGGACGAGAGCGAGGAAUCGGACGAGAGCAACCAAUCGGACGAGAGCGACCAAUCGGAUGAGAGCGACCAAUCGGACAGCGAUGACCAAACGGAUAGGGAUGGAGGGGACAGCGACAGUGAUGAUAGCCAUGAUGGAAACGUACAAUCCAGUGGAAAUAAACGUAGGGAAAAAGGAAAUAAUAAAAAGGGAAGUCAUGAAGAAGGGACGAAUGAGGGGAAUGGGGAUGACCAAAAUGGGGAGAGAAAAUGUAGAAAUAAUUCAAAUAAACAGAGUGAAAAUAAGGCCAAAAAAAAUGCCAUAAAGGAACAAAGUGUUUCUGCUAACCACGGAACUGUGAAGGACCAAAAAAAGGAUAAGGUAAUAAAGUGGUAAAUGAAGAAAAAGUACCGGGAACAGGAUGACGACGAUGAGGAGAGGCAGCUGCACAUGAAGAUAAUUGGGGCAAGAAAGAUGAAGCACGAGACGGAGAAGGCAAAAGUAGAGAAGCUGGAGAGUAAGGCGACGGAGCAGGAAAACAAAUAUAAGAGCCCCAAAGAAGUCACAAUCAAUUUUGAGGAAAUAAAUGAGGAAGAAAUGAAGGACAAAAUGAGCGAAUUAAAGAAAUUGGUGUGCACCCCCAAGGAAGGAGAUAACUUGGUAUUUGCAAUUCCGAUGUGUGCUCCUUAUUCAGCCAUUCAGAAUCAAAAAUACAAAGUGAAACUGAUCCCCGGAAAUGCAAAAAAGGGGAAAGUUGCCGAAUCGUGCAUUUCGUACUUCCUGAAAAUGUCAACAGAAGAAAAGGAAAAGGAGCUCAUCAAAAAUAUAUCGGUGGACGAACUGGGAAAUUGCAUUAUAACGAAUUCGACCCCAGAUUUGAAGGAGUUAAAACCGGCUACGAAGCACAAUUUUGUGCAAAAGGGGAAGGGAAAAAAGGUGAAAUGA